AUGCUCCACCGCUCGGCAGCGCGGCCCUCGGCCCCGCGGCUCCCGGGUCGCAUUGCAAAGAGCGAACGGAAGGCGCAGGAGGCCCUGCAGGAGCGGUACCGGCUGGGCUCGCUGCUGGGGUGCGGCGGAUUUGGCAGCGUCUUCGCAGCAACGCGGCUCUCGGACGGCGCCCCGGUCGCCAUCAAAAAGGUGCCACGGAACCGCAUCUGGCACUGGAGUGAGCUGAUCCAGCUGCUGGAGUGGCUUGAGCUCCCCAGCGACAUUGUGAUGGUGCUGGAGCGGCCAGAGCAGUCUCAGGACCUCCUGCAUUUCAUUCGGGCACGGGGGUUCCUGCGCGAGGAGGUGGCGCGGCAGCUGUUCCGCCAGGUGCUGGAGGCCGUGCGGCACUGCACCAGCUGCGGGGUCCUGCACCGCGAUAUCAAACCAGAGAACAUCCUGGUUGACCUGGCCACCGGGCAGGCCAAAUUGAUUGACUUUGGCUGUGGCACCUACCUGCAAGAGACAGCCUACACUCACUUUGCAGGAACACCAUUAUACAGCCCCCCGGAAUGGACCCGCUUUGGCUGGUACCAUGGUGAGCCAGCUACCAUCUGGUCCCUGGGCAUCCUGCUGCACGAGAUGGUCUGCGGGAAGAUGCCUUUCAGGAGGGGCUGGAACUUCAGCUGGGGCCUGCUCUCACUGCCACAACGGCUCUCUCCAGAGUGCCAAAAUCUGAUUGGGUGGUGUUUAUCCAUGCACCCCUUGGCCAGACCCUCAUUAGAAGAGGUGUUCUGUCAUCCUUGGAUGCAGGAUAUUGAUCUGCCCUAGAAGAAGGGAGAGAGCCACAGGCACACUGUGCUGCAGAGCCCUGGGAAGGAGAAGGAGCGCCCAGAGAAGCUGUACCGGGUGGGGCUGCUGCUGCAGGAGACAGCGAGGAUGACAUCAAGGAUGACAUGAAGGAUGACAACCUCUUCCUCAACCUGGCCACCAGCAGUUGAAGGUGAUGCACUUUGAUUGUGGCACCUUCUUCAAAGCCAAACUCCACAGGGUAUUUGCA
Messenger RNA from Passer domesticus (house sparrow), 1036 nucleotides. RefSeq names its product serine/threonine-protein kinase pim-1-like. NCBI's taxonomy places the organism in Eukaryota, Metazoa, Chordata, Aves, Passeriformes, Passeridae. The record is from RefSeq and is a predicted model, not a curated record. Gene Ontology annotation, biological process: negative regulation of apoptotic process; protein autophosphorylation. Gene Ontology annotation, molecular function: protein serine/threonine kinase activity; ATP binding. The transcript has 7 exons. Bases 1 to 807 code for a protein of 268 amino acids. Gene Ontology annotation, cellular component: cytoplasm.